AACCAGGCUCAAGAUUGACUCAGCCUUCCAUCCUUUCUAAGAAAUUACUUCGAAGAGGGAAGAAAACAUGCAUUCAGCAUUGAGUUUAUCUUUCAUAUUACUUGCCAUUUCAUCCAAUUUUGCAGUAGCAAUCAGAAAGGAAAAGCAAAUACCCCAGACCCUCUCCAGAGGAUGGGGAGAUGAUAUCACUUGGGUACAAACAUAUGAAGAAGGCCUCUAUCAGGCAAAACAAAGUAAUAAGCCAUUGAUGGUUAUUCACCAUUUGGAGGAUUGUCAAUAUUGUCAAGCAUUAAAGAAGGUCUUUGCAGAAAGUCAAGAAAUACAGGAGAUGUGUCAGAAUGAUUUCAUCAUGCUCAACCUCAUGCAUGAAACAACUGAUAAGAACUUAUCACCUGAUGGACAGUAUGUACCUCGAAUCAUGUUUGUAGAUCCUUCUCUCACAGUAAGGGCUGAUAUCAUUGGAAGAUACACAAAUCGAUUGUAUACUUAUGAACCUCAAGACCUAUCUGUGUUGAUUGAGAAUAUGAAGAAAGCAUUGCGCCUUAUUCAGACUGAAUUGUAAAUGAGUGCUGAACUGAUAAUCGCAACAACAGAAAAAAGAAAUGUGGACCAAGAAAAAUCAUUUACAAAAGUUGUUCAGUUCUAGUGUCCCUCUUCGAAUGUCAUCUACUAAUGUUGCAAGCUCAUUUCACAUCUGCUGAAAAAAAUACUAGUGGCUGUAAUAAUAGAAUUCAGUGACAAGAAAGAUUUGAUGUUCAUCAGGAUACUUCUCUCCUUCACAGCUUUGAAGAAGAAAUACCCCAGGGUAUUUUCCUAUGCUACUGAAGAAUCUGUUUUAUGAA
Messenger RNA from Pantherophis guttatus, 842 nucleotides. The record is from RefSeq and is a predicted model, not a curated record. NCBI's taxonomy places the organism in Eukaryota, Metazoa, Chordata, Lepidosauria, Squamata, Colubridae.